This is a messenger RNA of Elephantulus edwardii (Cape elephant shrew), 732 nucleotides long. RefSeq names its product myosin, light chain 6, alkali, smooth muscle and non-muscle (gene MYL6). Gene Ontology annotation, molecular function: structural constituent of muscle; calcium ion binding. The transcript has 6 exons. Bases 111 to 566 code for a protein of 151 amino acids. The record is from RefSeq and is a predicted model, not a curated record. Gene Ontology annotation, cellular component: myosin II complex. Lineage: Eukaryota; Metazoa; Chordata; Mammalia; Macroscelidea; Macroscelididae.
CUAUUGGCUGAGUCCGCUGAGGGUGACGUCAGGGGAUGUACUAAGGCUGGGUUGGGCCUGGAGUCGGAGCCAUUACUGCAGGAACAGGUCCCGAUACCUUAACGCUCAAGAUGUGUGACUUCACCGAGGACCAGACCGCAGAAUUUAAGGAGGCCUUCCAGCUGUUUGACCGAACAGGUGAUGGAAAGAUCCUGUACAGCCAGUGUGGAGAUGUAAUGAGGGCCCUGGGCCAGAACCCCACCAACGCCGAGGUGCUCAAGGUCCUGGGAAACCCCAAGAGUGAUGAAAUGAAUGUGAAGGUCCUGGAUUUUGAGCACUUCCUGCCCAUGCUGCAGACAGUGGCCAAGAACAAGGACCAGGGCACCUACGAGGACUAUGUUGAAGGCCUUCGGGUGUUUGACAAGGAAGGGAACGGCACUGUCAUGGGCGCUGAAAUCCGGCAUGUCCUUGUCACACUGGGUGAGAAGAUGACAGAGGAAGAAGUAGAGAUGCUGGUGGCAGGACAUGAGGACAGCAAUGGUUGUAUCAACUAUGAAGAGCUCGUCCGAAUGGUGCUGAAUGGCUGAGGGCUGCCCUUCCUGUGUCCCCAGAGCCCUGUGCCUUCUCCUGUGCGAGACUGUAUGUAGCCCUGAGAGCCGCCUAGGCUGUCACACACAGCUCCUUUCCCAUCUUGUAGCUCUCGGAUAAUACUUGGCCAGCAGCAUUCACCAAAUAAACUUGCUGUCUAUGCCC